GGCCACGGGGGCGAUGGGGCCGCGGCUGCUCCUGGCCGCGGGGAUGCUCCUCGCCGCCGGCACCGGGAGCAGCGGCAGCGCCGCAGGUGACAGCUCGUGGCAGCACCGUGCAGAACCAGGACACUACUGGCCCGUGACCCCCUGGGUCCUGCGGGACAACCAAAAGCUCAGCUUGGCAGAGGCGACCCAGGAGGGGUUCCCCACCCAGCUGAGGGUCCUGCUGGAGCUGGAGGGGAUGAGGCUGGUGCUGGAGCUGGAGCAAAACUGGGAGCUGGUGCAGGGCACAGGGGCGCUGCUCUACUACCUGCCCAAUGGCACGUGGGUGAUGGAGGAGCCCAGUGAGGAGGACAACUGCUGCUACCAGGGGACAGUGCAGGGCUUCCCCGACUCCUGGGCCAACCUCUGUGCCUGUGCUGGACUCAGUGGCCACCUCCAGCUGUCAGAGACCAGGAGCUACGAGCUGGAGCCAGACAGUGGCCCCUCAGAGCAACACGUCGCGUUCCGUCCCUGGGUGGUCCGGGUGGCACCACGGGCCUGUGGGCAGGACCCCCUGGACCCCCGCCCCAGGGCAGAGGUGACAGAGCCUCCCAGGCCACAGAGGGGCAAGCGGGCAGCAGUGGAGCAGCGGUUCGUGGAGCUGGUGAUGGUGGUGGACCACGCUGCAUUCCAGAAUUACCCCAGCCUCCACCGUGUUCGCGUCCGGGCCCUGGAAAUUGCCAACCAGGUGGACGUGUUCUUCCGGCCGCUGGGAGUGCGGGUGAUCCUGCUGGCGGUGGAGGUCUGGAGCGAGGGCGACAGGAUCGAGGUGGGCAGCAGCGCCCGGGUGACGCUGGAGCGGUUCCUGCGCUGGCGCCAGGAGGAGCUGCUGCCCCGGCUGCCCCACGACAACGCACAGCUCCUGACGGGUGUCCGCUUUGACGAUGUCUCGGUGGGGAUGUCGACUCAAGGCUCCAUGUGUUCCCCCGCGCGCUCUGGGGGGGUCAGCAUGGACCACUCAGUCAGCUUCCUGGUCAUUGCCUCCACCGUGGCCCAUCAGCUGGGGCACAACCUGGGCAUGCGCCACGACAGCCCCGGGCGCUUCUGCUACUGCAGCGACCUCCAGCACGACCGUGGCUGCAUCAUGGCAUCGCCCACGGGGCUGACUCCCGGCUUGAGCUUCAGCAACUGCAGCCAUCAGGACCUGGAGCGCAGCCUGCAGCAGGGCCAGGGCUGGUGCCUGUCCAACGUGCCCAAGCCCCAGCUCCCGUUCAAGAGCGACUGUGGGAACCUCAUCCUGGAGAAGGGCGAGGGAUGUGACUGCGGCCUCAGCGUGGAGUGCACGGAUCUCUGCUGCAACAGCAGCUCCUGCGAGCUGAUGCCGGGGGCCGCCUGUGCCACGGGGGACGCCUGCUGCCAGGACUGCCAGCUGCGCCACGCCGGGUACCUGUGCCGGGAGCCGCUGGGGGAGUGUGACCUGCCUGAGUUCUGUGACGGGGUCUCGCCGCACUGCCCACCCGACACCUUCCUGCAGGAUGGGCAGCCCUGCGCCGGCGGGCGGGCGCGCUGCUACAGCGGGGCCUGUGCCACCUACGAGGGGCAGUGCCAGCAGCUGCUGGGGACAGGCGCCAGCCCCGUCUCCAGCUCCUGCAUGGCCACCCUGAACGCCAGAGGGGACGAACGUGGGCACUGUGGGCAGCUCCCCAACGGCUCCUACGUCGCCUGCGCCCAGCAGGAUGCUGGCUGCGGGAUGCUGCAGUGCCAGCACGGCAGCACCCGUGGGGACAGACCAGGAGGGUCCUGCCAAGGGGCCCCCCUGCCUGGGGAUGAGGAUGUGAGUGAUGCAGCCAUGGUGCUGCCCGGCACUGCCUGUGGCCCCGGGAAGAUGUGCCUCCAGCGCCGGUGCCAGGACGUGUCCGUGCUGGGCGACCAGCAGUGCCGGAGCAAGUGCCAUGGGCACGGGGUGUGCAACAACCACGGGCACUGCCACUGCGAGCGGGGCUGGGCCCCCCCGACCUGCGAGAGCCCCGGCAUGGGGGGCAGCCAGGACAGCGGCCCCGCCGGGCUGGAGCGAGGGGGGAGUGCCCUGCCCACAGCCCUGCUGGUGAGCGCCCUGCUGGGGCUGGCGCUGGCACUGGGGCUCUGCUGCGCCCGCCGCGCCGGCCUGCACAAGCACCUCUGCCAGCUCGGCAAGGGCACCUCCUGCCAGUACAGUGCUGAGACCCGGGUGCGGUUCCUGGGUCCCGGAGCCGCCGACGGCUGGAGCGGGAUCUCGCAGCCGGAGCCCCCGUCGGGCAGCCGGGUCCCCCCCGCGCGCCCCCGGCCCCCGCAGUGGCGUCAGGCCACGGAGCUGCAGGUCAUGCGUGGCAGCAAGGUGAGGAUGGGGGUGAUGGGGGGCGGUGGGUGCCGCGGGUUCGCUCCGGUCCUUGGGGUCCCACACGCCCGGGCCGCCUGGUCCCCACUCUGUGGCACCAGGAGCAGUCUGGCACGGCCACUUGGCACCGGCCGCUCGCCGGGAUCGGUGCCCAUCCCGAGGCAGGGCUGAGCCCCGGAGCUGUGCGCUGAGGGCUGAGGGGGGGGUCUCUGUCUCUGCUUGGCGGCGGGAGGGGGGUCUCCGCAUGCUGCAUGGCUUGUCCCCGCUCUCCCUCUCUCCGCAGCCGACUGCCC
Molecule: messenger RNA, 2643 nt
Organism: Neopelma chrysocephalum (saffron-crested tyrant-manakin)
Lineage: Eukaryota; Metazoa; Chordata; Aves; Passeriformes; Pipridae
Gene: ADAM15
Product: ADAM metallopeptidase domain 15
Exons: 21
Coding region: 14-2521 (835 amino acids)
Biological process (GO): innate immune response; integrin-mediated signaling pathway; proteolysis
Molecular function (GO): integrin binding; metalloendopeptidase activity
Source: RefSeq, a predicted model, not a curated record